Polistes canadensis is the source of this 9552-nucleotide messenger RNA. Its product is annotated as hemicentin-1. The record is from RefSeq and is a predicted model, not a curated record. NCBI's taxonomy places the organism in Eukaryota, Metazoa, Arthropoda, Insecta, Hymenoptera, Vespidae. The coding region runs from base 2789 to 5356 and encodes 855 amino acids. Gene Ontology annotation, molecular function: protein binding. The transcript is spliced from 14 exons.
UUGCUACCUCUUGUGGAAGCUUCGCAGGCUGCGCGUCCGUCGACGCGCCGUUUGUUCGUCUUUUCCGUCAGUGUACCGUCCGCCGUCGGUCGAGGAUCUCGUGUUUUUGUGAGCUACGUUUCUCUUUUGUUCCCAAAUCCACCCCCCCAUAUUAAAAUUAUUCAUCAUUAAAGUAAAGUGUAAACAAUCGAGUUUCAACGAAGAACGAAGACGAGAACAAAAAAUUCCUAUCAAAUCUUCAUUACAAUCUACAUUUUCACGUAUAAUCCAUAACGAUCGAUUAUUUAGCAAGUUCACACGUGUUAUCUCGCUGAAACUAAACGCGACUCUUACGUCUAACUAUUUUCCUUUUCUUUCCAAUUUUUCAUCGAUUAAAAAAACAACAAAAAUAGAAGAAAUAAUACGAUGUGUUCGUUGGGGCUGGUAUAGGAGGGAAAAGAAAUAAGAAUAAAUCAGUGAGAGAGAGAGAGAGAGAAGAAGAAGAAAAAAAAGGAAAAAAGGAUGUUGAUUCAUCCCGCGGAUUUGGAUUUGAAAGAUGAUAUUAACAAUGGAGGAAGAUAUCGUUGAAAUGUUGUAAGAAUAUUGAGACUCAAGAAUGGAUUAUCGGUAUUUGGAUUAGCAGAGGGGGGCUCGUCGGAGCUUGUUGAAGCUCGAUUAUACCAGAGGUGGUAAUAUAAAAAGGGGUGAAAAGGGUUGGAGGGAAACGAUCGAUGAGGACGUGUAUCCGAGAUACCUAAGUGCGAGAGACGUAUUCCUAUUAUUCUUUUUUUGGAUACCAAAGGAGGCUCGAAUUUCGCGGCUAUCAAACGCGAGUGUUGCUCACGAGGCUUUUCAACCCCCUUCCUUGACUCCUUCCUCGUGCGUUCACCAGUAACCCAGACACACUCUCUCUUUCUCUCUCUCUCUCUUUCUCUGGUCUAUCGCUUGUUUCGAGUGUCUGUAUACGAACCGAAAAUAGUCACCAAAGACCUUUUCCCGUCCCCACGACAAUUUCUCUUCUAUCCCCCUUGUGUGUCGUGGUGUCUUCUUGUGGAUGUAUUAUCUAUACCUACGUGCGUGUGUGCCGUCGUUCUCGCUUUCCCGUUCGUCUAUUUUUCCCCUCCUUCUUUCUCUUUCAUUCUCUCUCUCUCUCUCUCUCUCUCUCUCUCUCUCUCUCUCUUCCUAUCGUAGUCGAGCACUUUUAUUCGGGACAACGAUAAGCUGUAUGCAUGGGCCGGGAUGACCCGAAUCGAUGAAGAUAUUUUAUAUCGUCGUAUUCUGUAUUCCUCACGGUGUCAGGCCUAAAGGCGAAGAUCGUAUCGACCGGUCACCCCCUCUAUCUAUUUCUAUCUCUAUCUAUCUAUCUUCUUUUUCAUCUUACUCCUUCGUCUAUAUAUUAAUAUACACAUGUGUAUAUAUUCUAUUAGAUAUUAAUAUGACUCAUCAAGUUGGAAUAGCGUUAAAUUGAUCAGAAGUUAAAAAGAAAUAUUUAUAUAAACUUGACGAUUCAUUUGUGUGUGACAUUUUCAUUUAACUGAAUUCCUUUCUCAAUCGAAUAAUAUAAGAAAUCGACGAUUGUUGAAAGGAUACGUAAGAAACUCGUGGAUGAUGAUGAUUAUGAUGAUGAUGAUGAUGAUGACGACGAUGACGAGGAGGAGGAUGAUGAUGAUGAUGAUGAUGAUGAUGAUAAUGCUUCGAGUGAAUUGAAAAUAAAUCGCGUUGAUUUUUCUAAAAUGCGUAAUCGAAUUUUUAAGGAGUGGAAUACUUUGAGAUCGUCGACAAUUCUCUCUCUGUCGCGAAUUUAAAAGAAAUUAUUUAUUCGAUAGAGAAAGUGAUCAUAAAAGUAAAGAAGAAUAAGAAGAAGAAGCGAUCAAGGAGAAAGAAAAAAAAAAUAAGAAGAAGAGAAAACGAAUGAAAAGGAAAUAGGAGGGAAAGAAGAAGAAAUCUAAGAGAUAAAAAAAUAUUGACGUUUUAGAUCGCUUAGAAAUUGGAUAUAAAGUGUGAAAAGGAGAAAAGGAAUGGAGAUAAAACGUGCGCGAGCACUAUCGUAUGCUUAAGGUCAAGGGUGUGGGAGCUUUAAUUAGUAUUUAAUUAGAGGCAAAAAACUGAGGUACGCGCGAAUGUGUAGGAGAGGAACGAAAGGAUCAUCAGCGACAGCCACAGCUGCCGCAUCGUGCCCGUUAAUACGUUGGUAAAUUAACCAAAAAAGAAAAAGGUCAAAUAUAAAAAGCUAAAGAAGGAAGAAGAAAGCAAAAGGGAAAAGAUUACAAAAAUAAAAGAAGAAGAAAGAAAAAGAAAAAAGCAAAAAGGAAGAUGCAUUUUUCUUAAAUAUACAACUCGAUGACAUAAUCAACGUCGCUUCGCAGUUAAGUGAACCGAAAAAAAGCUGGCAGUUUUGAGUAACUCGAAUUUAUUGGAAAUUAUUUUCGACGAAGUAACGUAGAAGAGGAAGUUCCUUGCGAUGUGUAAACGAAGACGGUGACGUCAUCGAAAACUUUUCAUUCUCUUAUUUCUCACCUUCCCCCAGCCCGGUGGUUUUCAGGGAGUAAUGAUCUUAGCGAGAUCGUUAGAUCUUUGCGCGAGCAAAGAAAGAUCGAGAAAAACUGUUUGUCUUCAGGACGACGCGGUGCGCCAUGCCGUUACCGUUUUACGGAAAAGCGAGAAAUCGAAACGGCGAGAGCUGACAUUGAAGUCGUUAAGUGGCCUUUAGUUGGAUUUACGAGGCUUCAACCUUGCGCUUUUUUCAUCCGGGAAAAGCUUAAACGCGUCUGGUUUUCGCGACGAGGAUUACGAGGAAUACAGAAAGAACAUGUGGAGUAUAGUGCUAUUGCUUGGACUAACCGAAGCUUUCUUCUACGUCGCCGGUAUCUCUUUCAGUUUGGAUGAGAAAUUCGUUCCAUUGGUCAACAUCAGCGUUGUUGAAGGAAAACAAGUGGAAUUACCAUGCGAUAUUACUCCUCCAGGAGAGGACACUCUACACAUGGUUUUCUGGUUUAAAGAUGAAGCCGGAGUGCCACUCUAUACAAUUGACGCUCAAGAAAAGUCAGUGACCAAAGCGCAACAUUCCUCGGAUUCGGGAGUAUUUGGACCACGAGCUUAUUUUCGAAUCGCCUUUCCGAAACCUGCAGUUCUCGUGAUCGAAGACAUCAAAAGGCACGAUGCGGCGACUUAUAGGUGUAGAGUCGAUUUUCGAAAAGGACAGACGCGAAGUUUCCGUUACAACCUCACCGUCAUCGUUCCACCAGAACAGCCGACCAUUUUGGAUCGUUGGGGUCGUAUUUUGAACGGGACGGCGGGGCCGUACGAAGAGGGUGACACUCCCUAUCUCACCUGUCGCGUAACAGGCGGUAAACCAGAGCCUAUGGUUAGAUGGCUUAUCAAUGGAAAUAUUAAAGACGAAGAAUACGAGAACAACGCCGGAGACGUCAUCGAGAAUAGGCUUACGUUCCAGCCGAUUACUCGAUCGGAGCUUGGCGCUAAUUUUACUUGCGAAGCGCACAACACGGAUUUAGUAGAACCUAAGUUUACUUCUAUCACGUUGGACCUAAAUCUGAAACCUUUGACUGUGGCCAUACGAAGACCCGGUAAGAAAGAAAUCGGGAACGAAUCAUUGCUAGCAGGAAAACGCUAUGAGGUAGAAUGUGUGACCACCGGUUCAAGGCCACCGGCAGUAAUUACAUGGUACAAAGGCCGAAGAAGACAGUUGAAGCAUACCACGGAAGAAAGGUCCGAAAAUCGUACUGUUAGCAUGGUGGAAUUUGAACCUGGUGUCGAAGAUCAUGGAAAAUCAAUAACCUGCAGGGCAGAAAAUCCAAAUGUGACCGGUCUCUUUCUUGAAAAGUCAUGGAAGAUCGACGUUGUGUAUCCACCGAUCGUCUCAUUAAAUCUCGGAUCAACCCUUAGUCCGGAGGACAUCAAGGAAGGUGACGACGUCUACUUCGAGUGUCAUAUCAGAGCCAAUCCACCUUGGUCGAAGUUAACAUGGAUACACGACAACCAGAUCCUGGCGCACAAUACAUCGGCAAGAAUCAUUUGGUCGAAUCAGAGCCUCGUCCUGCAGAGCGUCACAAGGAGCAGUGCAGGUCGUUACAUUUGUGCAGCAACAAAUGACCUUAACGAAACGAGAAGCGAGCCUCUACACUUUCGCGUUAAAUUCGCGCCAGUUUGUAAGGACGACAGGAUCAUAGUGGUCGGAGCAUCGAGAGGCGAAUCUUUGGACAUUGCUUGCAGGGUCGAAGCCGAUCCACCAGCUCAUAAUUUUCGCUGGAAGUUCAACAAUAGCGGCGAGACCUUGGAGGUCUCACCUGCAAGGUUCUCGAUGGAGAAGUCGAGUGGCGUUAGCGUGUUAAAUUACACGCCAACUACCGAGCUGGAUUACGGAACGCUCUCCUGCUGGGCGGACAAUCUCGUCGGUACCCAAGCGAGACCGUGUCUCUUCCAGUUGGUAGCUGCUGGAAAACCAUUUUCCGUUCGAAAUUGCACAUUGGCCAAUCAGACGUAUACGAGCGUGGAAGUGAAAUGCGUGGCCGGAUACGAUGGCGGACUGACGCAGAAAUUUGUGUUAGAGGUCUAUCAUGGCGAUAUUGACUUCCUGUCGACCAUCCAGCCUCUCUAUAACGUUACCAACACCGAGGAACCAUCCUUCGCGCUUUCGGGUCUGGAAGCGUCGGUUGAGGCUGGCGUUCACGUCGCGGUUUAUGCUGUAAAUGCCAAAGGCCGAAGCCAACCAGCAAUUCUCAGUGAAGUUACGUAUAGAGAUGCUGAAAAACGGACUGGACAAGACGCAGGAAUCGUUCUGUCGCCGGUAAUUGGAGUGAUUGUUGGCGCUUUGGUUAGCAUCAGUGUAAUCAUUUUGGCGGUCGUCAUACGAGUGCGAAGGGAAUGCAUCUCGAAACCGCGACACGAAAAGCCGGCCGAACUUAGUGAACUACCAGCACAACAAUAUCCUAUGCAGAAUCUCCAACAGACCGUAGAGACCGAUCCUGACGUUAUACCAAAUAAGUUUGAAGGUAUUCCCGUCGAAGUCAGUCCACCGAGUUAUCCAGCUGGGUAUCCCCCGGGACACUGGGUAACACCCGGACCUACGCCAAGUAUAGACGAGCUUUGUCACAAAUUUAGCGGUAGGCCAACGGAACUGAGGUUACCCUCGAGAAGUACGAUACCGGUGCUACCGAAUAUGCCGAUUACGGGAGUCGGAGUGAUUGUUGGUACCGGUCAAGGUGGUGUCGUAGUUGGUGCUGGAGGUAUUACCGGUAUCAAUACGCAAGGUGUUGUCGUAGGUGGAGGUCAAGGAGUAGUCGUGGCUGGCGAAUGUCUCGACGGUGAAGCAAUCAAACGUCGACUAAUGGCCAAUAGGCUUCCUGAGAGCUGUGUUUAGGCCGAAAAAUAACGGGGAAUGUCGCGAAAAGAGCCAACGACGAAAUUUGAAUGAAAGAAAGAAAGAAAGAAAGGGAAAGUAGAAGAGAGAAAGUUGAAGAACAAAAAAUAUUAUUUGUCACGUAUACCGCGUUAAAACAAUCGCGAUGGAAAAGAAAAAGACAAGAUCCGCCCCUAUUGUUUUCAAAAUACCUUCUCUCUAUAACCAAAGAUAUCUCUUACGGAAAAAGAAGAAAGACAUUGAAUGGAAAGGGAGUCGCAAGCUUGCUAAAACUUUCCUCGAGAGUUUCUGCGAACGUCCCUCCCUCCUCCUCUUACUAUCUUCGAAAAGACGCUGAGAACUUUCCUUACUUCCUUCUGUUUUCCCUUCUCGAUGUAACUUUUCUCAGUUUCUAUCUUUCCGCUUUCUCUUUAUCUUUUACCUCUUAUUCUUUGUCUAACUCUUAUUCUCUUACUUUCUUCUUUUAACUAUCAACUUUGUGAACCGAUGAUCUCCAAUAGCAACGUUUUUAAUUUCUAUCCGUGGAUAAGUAAUUACAUUUAUAGAAUAUCUCUCUUCAAGUUUAAUAAUCAUUAUUUUUAUUUAACGAAAAAUCAUGGGAAAUAUUUCAAUGCUUUAUUUUUCUUAUUGCUAAAAACAAAACGCUGUCGCAUAUACUCUUUUUCUUUUUAUUAUUAUUAUUAUUAUUAUUAUUAUCGACCCACCUUACCUUCGGAAGGCGAAAGACGUAAAUGUAACUACGUGUAAGCCUACCAAUCACGUCGUCGAGGCCUGAAAGUAUCAGACCACGAAAUGCGAGAAAAGAUAAAAGGCUCUCGAACGACCCCUUUUCUGGUGGCUCGAAUGAAGAUGGAUGAAGGAAGCGCGUCAAGAUAUACGUUGGAAAGGAGAAUGAGAAAGCGAAGGAAGAAAAGAAAACGAAAUGAAUCGAGAGAUAGGGUAAAAAAAAAAAAAACAGGAGAGAAAGAAAUAAAAAGUAAAGGGUGGAAGGGAGAGGAACGGAACGAAACGAAACGAAACGAAAAAUAUCCUGAUGCUAUUCUGACGCAUGCUUUUAAAAGCACGAAGAAGAUGAUUUUAAAGUUAACUGAUCAAUUUGCGAUAUCAAAAGAAAUCCUUUCUUUUGUAGUUUCUAUUUAUAAACCUCGAUUCUUAUCAGCCUCGCUUGAAUUUCUUAUAUUCUAAAUUAAUAUCUAUGAGAAAAAUUGAUUAUUAUUAUUAUUAUUAUUAUUAUUAUUGAUUAAAUUAUUGUUUGCCUCUCUGGUUUUUUACUUUCAGAAUUCUCAUUACAUGUGCAAAACAAAAAAAAAGGGAAGAAAGAAAAAAAACUAUCGUUCAAUCAAGUCUCUCUGGUCUUUUAUAAUAAUAAAUUAAAUUUCUUUUCUCAGCCUGGUACAAACGAUUGUUUAAUUAAAAAUGAAGAAAGAAAUACGACGAGAGGAAAUUUAGCAAAAAUUGCAUUAGAAACGAAGAAGAUGAAGGAAAAUGAUUUGAAAUGCGCGAUGAAACAUAUCUUCUAUGGUGGAAAAUGGAACGGGGAGGAGGGUUGGGGGUGGGAAACGGGGCGCGCGCAGGAUCGUUAGAAAUUUGUUUGGAAAGCUAAAUCUCUCAUAUCCCUUGAAAAAAAAAAAAAAAGAAGAAACAAAAACAAAAACAAAAAAGAACAAGAAAAGGAAAAGAACAAAAAAGAUAACCAGAAAAAUGCAGUGAAACAAAUGGUGUUAGAACGCUCUAUCCGACAAUAAAGUAUGUACCCGAGGGAGAUAGAAAGUUUACGAGUAAGAUUGGUGUAACGUGCUCUUCCCAAAGCAUCGAAAAUUAUUUCCAGUAAGCUCGACGGGUUCUGGACACGAGAAGAAGGUCUUCGUAUUUUUAUCAAUGUAAAAAGUAAAUGUUUCUAAUGUAAGUGUGAAAAUACCAUCGACUUUAAAAAUAAAAAGAAAAAAAAAAAGAAAAUUCAACUGAAUAUAACUCAAUAGCCAAAAAAAGAAAGACGAUAAACUCAUAUAUCAUACUCUAUACCAUAGAUCGAUAAUUAAAAGAAGAAAAAAAAACUAAGGAAACACAAGACAUUUACCGGAACACGAAUAAAUACGGACAAACGAGAGAGAUAAUGUUACUUAUUAAUAUUAAAAGAAGAAAAAAAAAAAAAAAAAAAAAAAAAAGAAAAAGAAAAGGAAAAAAACAAUUUCGUUACUAUUGUCGCGAGUGACCUUUACACGUAAAGCGCAGGGUAUGUACACGCAUUUCGAUAACAUGCUGCUAACUACGAUACGUGUAUACCUAAUUAAACUUUAGAUGCGCGUGCGUUUUUUCUACUACUGUAAUAAUGUUUUGUAUUGCGAUCGAUGAUGAUUCAUUCAUCCGAAAAAAAUACACAUACACACGCAACAGACAGACAGACACAAACAUACACACAUACAUAUAAAAAUAUACAUGCGUGUCCCUAUCUCAUAAAACGCAAUUCGAAUAUUGAUUUGUUAUUUUGAAAAUAAUCUACUUGCGUACGCAUGACGAUUGAAUGAAAUUUAACGAUAAUCUGAUUAUUCCUCGUGUACAUAUAAAAUGAAUUAAACAUAGGUAGGGCGAUCAUUAAAACCAAUCUAAUAUAAUCAUCAUCGUUUGGUUUCAUCGAAACCAUUGAUGAUUAAUUCGUGCAUUUUGCAUCCUGUAAUUGUUUCAUUGUUUGACUUGAUUUUCCUGAAAAGAAAAAAAUGAAAAAAAAAAAGACAAAAAAAAAUAAAACGAUAUGAAAAUAUAGACCUAACGUGUAUAUUUGCAUAAACGAAGAGCAGAAAUAAAAUUUAAAAAAAAGAAAAAAAAGUAGAAGGAGAAGAAGAAGAUGAAGAAGAAGAAGAAGAAGAAGAAGAAGGCGGCUCGAAGGGCAUUUAUCCUCGUGUGAAAAAUUCAAUUUAUAAGGUCACAAACAUCGGGCUUCCACGUGAUAUUUUGCGACGGAACCUUGGAACGGUCGGAGGGAGGCUUGGCAGGCAGCAAGUGGAUGAAAAUGUGACGAAAUUUAAUCUUAUGCGAACGAAAUGACAUGAAUUUAAUCUGUCUAACAUAAGACUCUUGCUCAAAGUGAUUAUAAAUCUUAAUGUAUAAAAAUAAUUUCUCAAAAGAUUGAAAGAGAAGGAGAGAGAGAGAGAGAGAGAUAGAGAGAGAGAGAGAGAGAAAGAGAGAGAGAGAGAAAAUAAUAUAGAAAGAAUAUAGAAUAAAAAAUCGAUUAAUUUCUCGUGUGAACGAUAACAACGAGAAUAAAUGAUAAAUAAAUGGGUUCGGGCGAAAUUUCGAGUGUCUGUUUCUAUGUAUAAUAAAAGAAAAGUAAAAAGAAAAAAAAACCGCGUAUGAUCGUUACUCGUUAGCUGAUGUUGUGUCGCUGUAUAUAUUAUCGUUAAAUCGAUUAACAUACUGUAAAUUUAAGUUCGAAAGUGAUGAAGUGUCGAACGUCGUUGUACCUCCAUAAGCAUCGGCUAUAAUUUAAGCAAGUUCUUAUCAAAUAAGUAGUUGGCCAACAAUUUCCUAGAAACAGAGAGAGAGAAUUACAAACAACGUAUAUAUUUACUAUACGUACGACUAUCCAUCUUGCGACUGUAAAGUUUGGCGAUACCAAAACUACGAAUCACUUUUCCAUUAGGUAAAUUUUGGCCUCGUUUAAGGCAUACUCUCUACGGUCACAAAAUUAAUUUACUUUCGGAGUGGACAAUAAAACUCGGAUGGUAUUAGUCGAAAAUAAUGAUCAACGUAUUUUAAACGAUUAUCCGAUUCAUAUCAUUAUAAAAAAAAAACAUUUGACUAUACAUAUCUGACUCUCGCCGAUCGUCGUCCAUAAACAUGAACAAAAAAAUAUAUAUUCAUUCAGUCAAAAUCGACGAAGAGAUUUAUUAUAAAUAAUUAAAGGUACCCAUUGUGCUACCACAACAUGAGGACAAUUUUCGCAAACGAUUGGGGGAUUUCAUAUAUUCCUAGAAUUUUCACUGCGAUACUAAAAUGUAAAGGUUCUAAAAUACUCGCAAUUUUAAGGCUAUAAAACUCUUACACCGGUGACAACAUUUUUCCUGGUCUGCAAAUGCUUUCCAAAUGAGAUCAAAUCCAAAAGAAAAGAAAAGAAAAGAAAAAAUAAAACGAAAAUAUCGUUAAAUAAUUGAGAAGAUAAUAGGGAAUAGUAAUUGUACAUAAUUCAAUACUUGUGAGAA